Molecule: messenger RNA, 1209 nt
Organism: Manihot esculenta (cassava)
Lineage: Eukaryota; Viridiplantae; Streptophyta; Magnoliopsida; Malpighiales; Euphorbiaceae
Product: zinc finger A20 and AN1 domain-containing stress-associated protein 8
Exons: 3
Coding region: 266-787 (173 amino acids)
Molecular function (GO): DNA binding; zinc ion binding
Source: RefSeq, a predicted model, not a curated record
AGGCAGACACCUUUCCUUUCAAAAAUCAAAAGGGAAGCGUUAGAGAGAGAAAGCUUUGGAAAUCUCUCUCUCUCUCUUAUAGAGAAAGGGAAGUCACCAAACGCCUCUCUCUCUCUAUCUCUCUGGCUUUGCUCCUCUCUCUCUCUCUCCCCCUCCUGCGGUCCCUCCUCUGCGAUCUGCAGGUCUUACCUGAUGCAGUUUUGAGCUAAGAGAUCGGCUUAAGGAAUCAUUUCCAAUUACGAAUAACUUUCAGGACAACUAAAAGAUGGACCAUGAUGAGACAGGAUGUCAAGCUCCUCCUGAACGCCCGAUUUUGUGUGUUAACAAUUGUGGCUUCUUUGGAAGUGCAGCCACGAUGAACUUGUGUUCAAAGUGCCACAAAGAUAUGCUGUUGAAAAAGGAGCAGGCUAAGCUCGCUGCAACACCUACUGGAAAUAUAGUUAAUGGAUCAGCAAGCAACAAUGUGGAACAACCUGUUGUUGUUGUUGAAGCUGUUGAUGUUCACGUCAACACAGUGCAGCCAAAUACCAUCUCUGUGCAGCCUUCUUGUGCUUCUGGGUUGGGGGAGAGUGUUGAGGCAAAGCCAAAGGAGGGUCCAAGUCGGUGCGGCACUUGCAAGAAACGAGUUGGUUUAACAGGGUUCAAGUGUCGAUGUGGCAACUUUUUCUGUGCAUCUCAUCGCUACUCGGACAAACAUGACUGCCCAUUUGAUUAUCACAGUGCUGCACGUCAGGCUAUAGCUAAAGCCAACCCCAUUGUCAAGGCAGAGAAGCUUGAUAAGAUCUGAAGAUCAAACUGAGUGAAGUUUCAUGUCCUGGAAGUUGAUGAUCAUUUUGUCUUUGGGGGUUCUGGGUUGGCCAAGUAUCUUAGCAGGUGUCCAUCUGCAUUGUUGUUAUGGGAGAAGCAAGGCAGCAUCGGACAUCUCUCUGCAAUAUGAAGAACUCUAUGUCUUGUGAUUGGCGAGAGUUUAUAUGUUGGCUCCAGUGUUUUUGAGUCUAAAUCUGUGCUGGUUUGAUGGACUUUGUCGUGGUUAGGUACUUAGUUUUGUAACGCAUCAUCCUGUUUCAUAUGGCAGUUUGCUGGUAAUCGUCCAAAAUGGCUUGUUGGAAUUCUUAGAUAAUAUAUGGAAGUCGUCCGUGAACGCUAAUAUGCGCAGCUUUGUAAAUUUAAAUUAUGGCUUUCAUGGAAUUAUAUCUGCUUAUCGCUGAA